This is a messenger RNA of Mytilus trossulus (common blue mussel), 1816 nucleotides long. RefSeq names its product RNA-binding protein lark-like. The coding region runs from base 139 to 1623 and encodes 494 amino acids. Lineage: Eukaryota; Metazoa; Mollusca; Bivalvia; Mytilida; Mytilidae. The record is from RefSeq and is a predicted model, not a curated record. The transcript is spliced from 10 exons.
CAAAUAUUUGAUACAAAUUAAAGAAAUUAGAUUUGAUGAGACGUAAUCACCUUACCUGUGUACAUGAAUUAGUUUCAACUCUAAUAUUUGCAGUCAAUUGAACAGAUUUUCAAGUCAUCAAGGAAUACUAUUAAAGUCAUGUCCUUUAAUACAAAAAUGAUUCUUAUAAGUGGAGGAAGGUUAUCAUUUAAGAUGAAAUGCCAAAAGGAAUUAUGUGAAGCAGAUAUUCCAACUGAAGCCACAUUUUGUACAGGGUGUGGUACUGAAGUGCAGAUGAUAGUUCCUGUUAUUAAGACUACACGUUGUCCGUCUUGUAACAACAUUGUACUGGAAGGAUUUAAAUACUGUUGCAGCUGCGGAGGGAUUAUUGACUCUGCUCUUUUUGUAGACAUAGUUUGCUCUGGUACUAAUGAUAAUGGAGAAAAGUGCAACACAGUGUUGACGGCUGGUACCAGUUUUUGUCCUUCUUGUGGAACAUCUCAUAAAUCUAAUACCAGCAACAAUUUCGCAGGAGAUGCAUCAUUAAAGUUAAGUUUGCAAAUUACUCAUCAGAAGGAGUGUCCCUUUGAUAAAACUAAACCGCUGAUUAAGGAAGAAUGUGACAAUUCAGAACCAAACAGACAAAAUUUCUGGAAAGCUCUUACUAUCAAACAAGAGCCUAAUGAUGAUAACACUGAAUCAGUAAAAGAUAAUGUUGAAGAUCAAGGUCAGAAACGGAAUAAAGAGAGGACAUCUUAUAUGAAUGAACAAGAAGAUACAGUUAUUGUUAUAUGUGAUUCUGAAUCUGCCGAAGAUGGAGAACACCAUAAUAAUGAAAGGACUGAACAACCAUCUAAACGAAAAAUUGAAGAGAAAGGUGGACAGAUCAAAAAGAUAAAGCUGGAAAAAGAAAAGAAUUAUGACAAUGCAAAGGUCUUCGGUUCAUCUACAAAUGGGAUUGAAGGAAAAAAAUAUGGUAAUCAAGAAUCUGUAGACCCACAAUUAGAAAACACUUAUAUGCAUCUCACAGCUUUAACAGAUAGUACAAAGAAAGAACAGGAGGCACCAAAAGAGACUGCUAUAACAGAUAGUACAAUGAAAGAACAGGAAGCACCAAAAGAGACUGCACAGAAAGAUACAGAUGCAGAGAAAAGUGAAUUAUCACACAGUAAAGUCCGACAGAAACCCGGUAUGGGUGGUAAAGGUGGAUGUAACAAAUGGGAAAAAGAAGGUCAUUGGUUAAAAGAUUACCCUAAGGGUCCGAUUUAUAACGACAGAUCAACAGCACCAAUGAGAGACAUGUAUCCCUGUGAUCCUUAUCCUAGAGACCCCUAUGAUGCGUACUACAGAGACAGAUACCUGCCACCACCACCGAUGAACAGAUUUGAUAGAUACAGACCAUAUCCGGAUCCCUAUGACAGACGACCUCUGCUACCUCCAAGAGAUCCAUUUUCUUACGCAAGACCCCCUCCAGACUAUUAUGGAGCAUUAGGAGGAACAAGGAAUCCAUAUUAUGACCAUUACCAUGAUUACUAUGAAAGAAGAACUAAUUACAUGUAUCCUUUACCACCACCACCACCACCACCACCACUGGGAAUCACUCGAAUGUCUCCACGUAGAAGUCGCAUUCCAGCACCAUAUUGAAUGUCGUAGCGGGAGAGAAUACGCGGAUGAAUGUGAUUUAGGAGAAAGACUUGACAGCGGAUUAUCGUGUUUAAUGAAGAUGGAAAAUAGAUACAAGUCGCAGUUAUUGUAAUAUAUCGCCUUUCAUGACAUUAAAUUAAAUGUAAUUAUCGUGUUAUUAGAAAUUGUGCACAUCUUUCAAGUGAAGUGUACA